Molecule: messenger RNA, 861 nt
Organism: Aspergillus mulundensis
Lineage: Eukaryota; Fungi; Ascomycota; Eurotiomycetes; Eurotiales; Aspergillaceae
Exons: 2
Coding region: 1-861 (286 amino acids)
Source: RefSeq, a predicted model, not a curated record
AUGACCACCCAGCCGGAGAGCGCCUUCUUGGCCAAACUUCCCCUGGAGAUCCGAUGCCAGAUCUACGAGCUAGUUUUCGGAGACAAGAUUAUUGCAAUCCUACCCCGGGACCGCUACGCAACGAAAAUCUACCACUACCUUUGCCACGCCAAAGGUCACGCAUUCCACUGGUUCGUCUGGAUUUCGGGGGAUGGGAAUGAGUCCCCGGGGGUUUAUUGUCGGGCGCAUGAGAAUAAUCCAGUCAGCAAUCAGCUCCUCCCACUGCUUCUAACCUGUCACCAAACGUACUCCGAGGCCGUCGAUGUCCUCUGGUCCACCAACCCAAUCCACAUUCAACCCUCAAACGCAGCAGGCCUAGCGGUCCUUUCUGCUCUGCAAGCCACCAUACCGGCUCGCAGCUUCCAUUCAAUCCGCUGCCUUGAAAUCUCGUUCUUACAUGGAGCGGUCACGCGCGUUCCUCAAAUCCUUGACGAGGACUGGUUCUGCAAGUGGGAAAGCAUGUGGGACGUUAUCAAGACGAUGAAAGGCCUCGUCCGGAUUAAUGCCUGGCUGAAGAUGGACCAAAGGGACAAGGAGCGAGGAUUGGAUGGGUUAAACCCCAGGGAAAAGCUCCUGCGGCAGCUGGACCAGAUAGCAAACGGGAAUCGCAUGACGGCCGACCAGGAGGCUAGGCUGUUUGCGCCGCUCAUGGACUUGACCUGGCUUAGAGAGUUCACGGUGGAAGUGACCUGGGCGGCAAAUGAGGGUUCCGAGAACUUCCUUAGCCGUGCCCCGUUUCAGCUUACGAGGAAUAAUGACCCUAUACCUGGGAAGCCUGGGAUGGGGAUUGAGAUAAUCAAUGGCGAACUGGUGGGGGAAUAA